GCGACCUGCCCGCUCAUCGGAGCCUCUCUCCGCUUCGUCGUUCUGUUUCACAGGCAGCUUUCCAAAGGCAAAACCCCCCGCCCCCUGCCCCCCGGGGGGCGCUGGACUUCGAGCAGCCAAAGACCAGCUGAAGGCAAAGCGGGCAGCGUAGGACGGGCCGGCGGGUUUGUGAGCUGGGGGGGGGGGGACUUUAUGGGGCGGGGGUGGUCUGCGGGUCCUCCACUGCACCCAGGCUGGCGCGGAGAACAUGAGAGGUGGUGAGAGUCUCGGUGGGUCGCUGCCGUGUGCCAGGGAUUGAUGAUGCUCCUCUCCGUGGCCGUGGGCUCCCUCCCUGGAUUCUAUCACACAUGGAUGGUUCUACCAGCACUGGAGUGCAGAUGAUGAUGAUGACGAUGACGAUGAUGAGCGUACGAACAAGGAUUUCGUUUUGCAUCUGAGGACAGCUCGAACCAAGUCAUUUUACCGUACCAAAAAAGACAUCUCUAUCUGAGAAAAGGGACAAUUCUGGGAGGGGUAGGGGGAGCACGGACGGUGACAACAGAUGCGAGAGGUGCGCGCUUCGGAGACGCUGGUUGUGUGUGUAACCGGAGCGCGGCGCGGAGGACAGGAGACAGCUCCACGGUGUCCAACAUUGCGGAGGAUACAAAAUAAAUAAUUAACGUGUCCCUUUUCGCUUUUGUGUAAAAAAAGAAAAAAAAAAAAAGAUCAGAGAGCCACAACAGAACACAGACAAGAUCAUGCCCCUCUGAAAAAGAAAAAAAAAAAUCUUGUGGAUCUCCUUUGUAUUUACUGUGUCAGAUUUAAAUGAUUUCAUUGAGAGCACAGUCAUAAUUCGCAUAGGUAUGAUAACUGCUGCUCAAGUGUCUCUGUGAAAGGGUGCGCACAGAGAGAGCCGAACGAAUGUGGGGGGGAAGCGAGUGCAUCUCGAGACGAGCAUGAACGUGGCACCCACAUUUGGGAGCAAACGGACCAAGUUGGAGCAACACGUUCAUCGUGUCUAUGUUCAGUAGCUCGGAGCGGAGACGGAGCGCUCUGCGCUAAGCGCGCAACAGAAACCCAGCCCGUUCUCACAGAGACCAGUUUUUCAGACGAGUGUCGCGCGUAUUCUUGGCGAUCUUGCGUGGACGUCCGUCCUCCCCGUGUUCGCUCGGCGCACCCGCGACCGCAACACGGAACAGCUGUAUCAUAUGUGUGCCGAGUCCUGGAGCCGAUGGGAUGUAAUGUGGUGUGCUCGCGCUGAGUCUCCUCCUCUGCUGCUCCCUCACCACUGGCGAUCGGUGUCCACGGAAUGGCGCGGUUCGGAGACGAGGUGCCGUCCAGGUACGGCGGGGGACCCGGCCAAGGCGGCCCCGGCCGCGGCGGUAGCAGGCAGGGCGGCCCGCCCGGAGCCCAGAGGAUGUACAAGCAGUCGAUGGCCCAGCGAGCCCGGACCAUGGCGCUAUAUAACCCCAUCCCGGUGCGGCAGAACUGUUUCACGGUCAACCGCUCCCUCUUCAUCUUUAGCGAGGACAACUUUGUGAGAAAAUACGCCAAAAAAAUCACCGAAUGGCCUCCUUUCGAGUACAUGAUCCUGGCCACCAUCAUCGCCAACUGCAUUGUCCUGGCCCUGGAGCAGCAUCUGCCUGAUGGGGAUAAGACCCCCAUGUCUGAACGCCUGGAUGACACAGAGCCCUACUUCAUUGGCAUUUUCUGCUUUGAAUCGGGCAUCAAGAUCCUGGCGCUGGGCUUUGCCUUCCACAAGGGCUCAUACUUGCGCAACGGCUGGAAUGUUAUGGACUUUGUGGUGGUGCUCACUGGCAUCUUGUCCACGGUGGGAUCGGAAUUUGAUCUACGGACCCUUCGGGCAGUCAGGGUGUUGAGACCCCUCAAACUAGUGUCUGGAAUUCCUAGCCUGCAGGUGGUGCUGAAGUCCAUCAUGAAGGCCAUGAUCCCCUUGCUGCAGAUCGGCCUGCUGCUGUUCUUCGCCAUCCUCAUGUUCGCCAUCAUUGGCUUGGAGUUCUACAUGGGCAAGUUCCACACAACCUGCUUCGAUAUCAUCACCAUGGAGAUCCGUGAGGAGUUUCCCUGUGGGACAGAGCUCCCCUCCAGGCUGUGUCCCAAUGGGACCGAAUGUCGGGAGUACUGGCUCGGGCCCAACUACGGCAUCACGCAGUUCGACAACAUACUGUUUGCCGUGCUAACCGUCUUCCAGUGCAUCACCAUGGAGGGCUGGACCGACCUGCUCUACUAUAGCAAUGAUGCCUCAGGGAGUGCUUGGAAUUGGAUGUACUUCAUCCCUCUCAUCAUCAUUGGCUCCUUCUUCAUGCUAAACCUGGUGCUGGGUGUGCUGUCCGGGGAGUUCGCCAAAGAGAGGGAGCGUGUGGAGAACCGCAGUGAGUUUCUGAAGCUGCGGCGGCAACAGCAGAUCGAGAGGGAGCUCAAUGGCUACUUGGAGUGGAUCUGCAAGGCUGAAGAGGUUAUUCUGGCGGAUGAGGACAAUGACCCUGAUGAUCGAAUGCCCUUUGAUGGCUCCCGAAGGAGGCCCACCAUCAAAAAGAGCAAGCCUGAUUUGUUGAAUCCAGAGGAGGGAGAGGUUGACAUUGCUGUAGGGUCACCCUUCGCACGUGCCAGCAUCAAGAGCGCUAAACUGGAGGGCUCCUCCUUCCGCAAGAAGGAGCGACGGCUUCGCUUCUUCAUCCGACACAUUGUGAAGACGCAGGCCUUCUACUGGACCGUGCUGUGCCUGGUGGGCCUCAACACGCUGUGCGUGGCUGUGGUGCACUAUGACCAGCCGGAGUUGCUCUCUGACUUUCUCUAUUUUGCUGAGUUCAUCUUCUUGGGAAUUUUCAUGUCAGAGAUGUUGAUAAAGAUGUAUGGUCUGGGCACCCGGCCUUAUUUCCACUCCUCGUUCAACUGCUUUGACUGUAUUGUCAUCGUGGGCAGCAUAUUUGAGGUGAUCUGGGCAGCAAUCCAGCCUGGAACCUCCUUUGGAAUCAGUGUCUUACGAGCUCUCCGAUUGCUCAGGAUCUUCAAAGUGACCAAGUACUGGGCAUCCCUGCGGAACCUGGUGGUUUCCCUGCUGAAUUCCAUGAAGUCCAUCAUCAGCUUGCUGUUCCUGCUCUUCCUCUUCAUUGUGGUCUUUGCUCUACUGGGCAUGCAGCUCUUCGGUGGCCAAUUUAAUUUUGAGACAGGCACCCCACCCACAAACUUUGACACAUUUCCUGCAGCAAUAAUGACAGUGUUUCAGAUCCUAACAGGAGAGGACUGGAACAUGGUGAUGUAUGAUGGAAUCGAGUCUCAGGGAGGAGUGAACAAGGGCAUGGUCUUUUCUAUCUUCUUCAUCGUCCUCACAUUGUUCGGGAACUAUACGCUGCUUAAUGUAUUCUUGGCCAUUGCUGUGGACAAUCUGGCCAAUGCACAGGAGCUGACCAAGGAUGAACAAGAGGAGGAGGAGGCCGCAAGUCAGAAGAUUGCUCUGCAGAAGGCCAAGGAGGUUGCAGAAGUGAGCCCUCUCUCUGCAGCUAACCUCUCCAUUGCUGCUAAGGAGCAACAGAAGAACCACAAAGGCUCAAAGUCAGUGUGGGAGCAGCGUACCAGCGAACUGCGCAAGCAGACCUUGAUGACAAGCCGCGAGGCACUCUACAAUGAACUGGACCCAGAUGACCGCUGGAAGGUUUCCUACUCAAGGCACAUCCGUCCUGACAUAAAAACCCACCUGGACCGACCUCUAGUUGUGGACCCUCAGGAGAACCGUAACAACAACACCAACAAGACGCGGCCCUGCGACAGCGCAGAGCAGCAGCAGCUCAACCAGCAGCGGGCCGAGGAAUUCCUGCGCAAACAGACGCGUUACCACGAGCGGGUUGGGGGUGGGGGCAGGGGUGGGGGUGGCUCUGGACGGCCCUAUGAGAGAGCAGACUCCACUGAGUCUCGUAGGGGAUGUAAAGAGCAUGAGCUGGGGCACCACAAUCAGAACCACCACUCCCAAUCUCACCUGGAUGGCCUCGAUGAUAGGAAUAGAGAUCCCCAUCGCCGGCACCAGCACCGGGCACCUACGGGUCGUGCCAAGGAUGGCCACAGCAUGUCUCCACGAGGAGAGGGUGUCCCAUCAGAGCAUCGCCGACCACGCCAGCACCGCCGACCCCCAGAAGAUGAAGAUGGAGGAGGAGGAGGGGGCCGGGGUGGCAGACACAGAGGGCCAGGAGGAGAGGGAGGAAACAAGAGGUCAGAUGGAGGUGGGGACUGCGAACACACAGACGGGAUGGAUCGGAGGCAGAGACGUCAUCGUCACAGUGCCCAAUCUACGUAUGAGAACGAUAGCAAGAGAGACAGAGACAGGGAACGGGUCCGACAGCACCGGGUCAGGAAAGAGGGUCAGGGCAACGGCCCCACCCUUUCCACUACCCGGCCCAUCCAGCAGAGCCUGCCCCGGCAGGACAGCCAGUACAGUGAAGACAUGGACAAUGUGAUGAACAGUAAACUUGCCACUCAGCCAGCCAGCACUCGCAACCACAGCCACUCCAACCACAGCCCUUCAGCCCCGCCCAGCCCUGCAAACCCCAUGCUGCCAAACAGCAUCCCCAAUGCGACCAAUACUCCAAUUAACCACCCCCACCCAACAGGUGGCAGUCCUGGGAAGACCACUGACAACAGCCUGAUUCUCACCAACCCAACCUCCACACCAAGCAACCCCAGCAAAACCAACAUAAAGAUGCCUGAACACACCACUGUGGACAUCCCCCCUGUGUUUCCUUCCAACAACGCCAUCCUACAGGUGAACAAGAAUGCCAACACAGAGCCCCUGCCUAAGAAGGAGGAGGAGAAGAAAGAGGAGGAAGAUGAUGAUGGCAAAGGGGAUGAGAAUGGGCCCAAGCCCAUGCCCCCCUAUAGCUCCAUGUUCAUCCUGUCCACCACCAAUCCGUUCCGCAGGCUGUGCCAUUACAUUGUGACGCUGCGCUACUUUGAGAUGUGCAUCCUGCUUGUGAUCGCCAUGAGCAGCAUUGCCCUCGCAGCAGAGGACCCCGUCCAGCCCGACUCUCCACGGAACAACGUCCUGCGCUACUUUGACUAUGUCUUUACUGGGGUUUUUACAUUUGAGAUGCUGAUCAAGAUGGUGGACUUGGGCUUGGUCCUGCACCAAGGCUCCUACUUUCGAGAUCUGUGGAACAUCCUGGACUUUAUUGUGGUUAGUGGUGCCCUGGUGGCCUUCGCCUUCACCGGGAGCAGCAAGGGAAAGGAUAUCAGCACCAUUAAGUCGCUGCGAGUACUGAGGGUUCUGCGUCCUCUGAAGACCAUCAAACGUCUGCCCAAGCUCAAGGCUGUAUUUGACUGUGUGGUGAACUCCCUGAAGAACGUCCUCAACAUACUCAUUGUCUACAUGCUCUUCAUGUUCAUCUUUGCCGUGGUGGCUGUGCAGCUUUUCAAGGGCCGCUUCUUCUAUUGCACUGAUGAGUCGAAGGAGUUUGAGCGUGACUGCAGAGGCGAGUACUUGGUGUACGAGCGUGACAAUGAAGUGAAGGCACAGAAGCGGGAGUGGAAGAAGUAUGAUUUCCACUACGACAAUGUGCUUUGGGCUCUGCUCACUCUCUUCACAGUUUCUACUGGAGAGGGGUGGCCGCAGGUGCUGAAACAUUCAGUGGAUGCGACUUACGAGAAUCAGGGCCCAAGCCCAGGGUACCGGAUGGAGAUGUCCAUCUUCUACGUGGUAUACUUUGUGGUCUUCCCCUUCUUCUUCGUCAACAUCUUUGUGGCCCUCAUCAUCAUCACCUUCCAGGAGCAGGGUGACAAGAUGAUGGAGGACUACAGCCUGGAAAAGAAUGAGAGAGCCUGCAUUGACUUUGCCAUCAACGCCAGACCAUUGACGCGACACAUGCCUCAGAACAAGCAGAGCUUCCAGUACCGCAUGUGGGAGUUUGUUGUGUCACCACCAUUUGAGUACACUAUCAUGGCCAUGAUCGCGCUCAACACCAUUGUCCUUAUGAUGAAGUACAACGGUGCUUCUGAUGCUUAUGAGAACGUGCUGAAGAACCUGAACAUCGUUUUCACCUCCCUCUUCUCCAUGGAGUGUGUGCUGAAGAUCAUUGCUUUUGGAGCCCUGAAUUAUUUCAAGGAUGCAUGGAAUAUUUUCGACUGCGUUACAGUCCUUGGGAGCAUCACGGACAUUUUGGUGACAGAGUUAGGGAACAACUUUAUCAACCUGAGCUUUCUCAGGCUGUUCAGAGCAGCGCGUCUUAUCAAGUUGCUCCGGCAAGGAGAAACUAUCCGCAUCCUGCUCUGGACCUUUGUGCAGUCCUUCAAGGCCCUACCCUAUGUGUGCCUGCUCAUUGCCAUGCUGUUCUUCAUCUACGCCAUCAUCGGGAUGCAGCUUUUUGGAAACAUAGGGAUUGACGAGGAUGGGGAAAGCGCCAUCAACCAACACAACAACUUCAGGACUUUCUUCCAAGCCCUCAUGUUGCUCUUCAGGAGCGCAACAGGAGAGGCAUGGCACGACAUCAUGCUUGCGUGCCUUGGGGGGAAGGAGUGUGACCCACGCUCUGGUAACAAGGAGCCUGAGUGCGGCAGCGAGUUUGCCUACCUCUACUUUGUCUCCUUCAUCUUUCUCUGCUCCUUCUUGAUGCUGAACCUGUUUGUGGCUGUCAUCAUGGACAACUUUGAGUACCUUACUCGGGACUCCUCCAUCCUGGGACCUCACCACCUGGACGAGUAUGUCCGGAUUUGGGCCGAGUAUGACCCAGCUGCUUGCGGGCGCAUUCAUUAUAAGGAUAUGUACAGUUUAUUGCGAGUAAUCGACCCCCCUCUGGGCUUAGGCAAGAAAUGCCCUCAUAGGGUGGCCUGCAAGAGACUUUUGAGGAUGGACUUGCCUGUUGCUGAUGACAACACUGUUCACUUCAACUCCACCCUCAUGGCCUUAAUCCGCACUGCACUUGACAUCAAGAUCGCCAAGGGUACGGAAGGGGGUGCAGACAAACACCAGAUGGAUGCUGAGCUCCGGAAGGAGAUGAUGGCAAUCUGGCCCAAUCUCUCCCAGAAGACACUGGAUCUGCUGGUGACCCCUCACAAGUCAGCGACCGACCUCACGGUGGGCAAGAUCUACGCCGCUAUGAUGAUAAUGGAGUACUACCGGCAGAGCAAGGCCAAAAGGACCCAGGCCCUCCACGAGGAGCAGAAUCGAACGCCAUUAAUGUUUCAGCGCCUGGAGCCCCACUCGCCAACCCAGGAUGGUGGGCAGGGAGUCAACAGUCUCCCAGAGCCUCAGCCAGACGCUACGGUUAACCUUGAGGAUGGUAAGAUAUUGCAGUGCCCCCCACGGUGCUACGUGAAGCAGGGUCUGGAGACAAGGCCACUGGAAGGGGGGAUGACGGAGAGCCAGUCUUGGGUAACGGCUCGAGCGCAGGAGAUGUCCCAGAAGGCAGGCAGUUGGAGUCCUGAGGGGCCACGCGCAGAGGACAUACAAGAUGGCCGACACAACCCGCAGACGGUAGAGAUGAGAGAGAUGGGGCGGGACGGUCACUCGGACAGUGAGCACUAUCUCCCCAUGGAAGGGCACGGGAGGGCCGUUUCCAUGCCCCGACUUCCAGCAGACAACCAAACCAUCAUGGACAGCAGUCCUAUGAAGCGUUCAGCCUCGUCACUGGGCCACGGGCGCCCGGGAAAGGGUACGAGACUGGAUGACUACGCGCUGGAGCGAGUGAUCCCCGAGGAGGGCCAGAGGCAUGGGCACCGGCGCCGCGAGCGGAGCCACCGGACCUCGGAGCGCUCGCUGAGCCGCUACACCGAUGCUGACACAGGGCUUGGCACAGACCUCAGCACCACGACGCAGUCAGGAGACCUGCCACCUAAAGAGAAAGACCGCGAUCGGGAGAGAGAUCGUGAGAGGGAGCGCGACCGUGACAGGGAACGCGGUCGACCUAAGGACAGGAAGCAUCACCACCAUCACCACCACCAUCACGGGUCUGUGGACAAGGAACGCUACGGGCCAGACCGGGGUGAUUAUGGCCACCGGCCACCCCGAGAGAGAGACCACCGAUGGUCCCGUUCCCCAAGCGAGGGCCGGGAAUGCAUGACGCACAGACAGGGCAGUAGUUCGGUGAGCGGGAGUCCCGUCCCCUCGACCUCCGGCACCAGCACCCCUCGCCGUGGCCGCCGGCAGCUGCCCCAGACCCCUUCCACACCCCGGCCCCAUGUCACCUAUUCCCCCGUGGUCCGCAAGGCCAUCAGCACCCCACCUAGUCAGCAGAGUAGACUCCCCACCCCAACCCCACGGCGCUUCUCCCCAUCAGGCCCCCCGCCCCCCCACCAUGGCUCGCCCCGCUCUGCCCGUCGCGGCCGCUGGCCGCCCCAGCCGCCAGACAGCGUGGAGGGCGACGGCUGCUUCUACCACCAGGACUACGAGUACGAGCACCACGAGCCCCCCGCCUACGAGCAGAGCCCCUCCACCCAGGGAAACCCCCACCCCCGCUCACCCAGGACCUCCCGACAUCCCCCACCCCAGGUGCAGCAGCCACCCCGCCGUCUGCCCAACGGCUACCGCUCGUCCUCACCUUCCCCCCACCGCCAGGGGCCCCAUCCGCGGGGGCCCCGAAAGGGCCUGCAUGAACCCUACAGUGAGACCGAUGAGGACGACUGGUGCUAGCCUCUGGGGAACGGGGAGGGCUGGGGGCUUAUGGGGGUCUUCUGCAAUGCUGCGAACUUAUGGGGUCGGGCGGGCGAGGCACACUACACACAGCGACGGCAGCUGGCGCACCGGCUCAAGACACAGGGGAGCCCGAGGCACGUUUCUUUCCUUUCUCUUCCUAAGGUCGUUUCCUCUGCUGCCCCAUGUCUCCUGCGGGAGGUGAGGGGCUGCGCCGUUGGGUGGGAAAGGGGAAGGAACCCGGAGGCCGGAAGCUCAAGGCUGGUCGAGGGACCUGCCAGGAAGAGGACCGAAGACGUGCUGGCAGAACACCUAAAAACAAAGCCUAAAAAUUUGUGGAAGCACAGCAAUGGGAAUCACCUCACCCCGUUUCGAAGACAACGACACACAGGUGUUUCCGACCAAGACGAGACUCAGAGAUGGGACCUUUUUUCUUGCGAGUCAAACUAUGCCUCUGGAAACACGUUACGGACAACAACAACUGCACAAACUCGAAAUAGGGACAAGUACCACUUUUUGCUUUUCGAGACUGACUUAGUGCUCCAUCUAUUGCAAAAACCAACCCUGGUGUUGGGUGAUAUUGAUGAGUUUUAUCAUCUGUGUUUACUGUUAAUAAUUAUAACACUGACAGUGUCCCUUCCGCAUGUGUGUGCGGGCGGGGUGAGGAGUGAUGGAUAGGGUAGGGGGUGGGGGGCGUAGGGGUGGUUCUGGGGGGAGGGGGGCAGCAGGGAGACGGGACUCACCCACUGCUCCUGCAUGGCUGUCCCCCGAACGAGGGAAGAAGAAACAGAACAAACAAAGGAGGAAAAAAAAAACAGAGAACACUUUCUUCUGCAGUUCUUCUACUUCUCUUGCUUCUUCUUCUACUUCUUCUUCUUCAAAACAUUGGAGCUUGAUUAUUCUGUUGCACCCGUUCAGCUUUGUUUGGACUUUUAGAGUACAAUCCCGUGGAAUCCUGCAUGACUGAUUUAAAAAAAAUAAUAAUAAUAAUGAUAACAAAAGAGAAAAUUAACUGAGCGGGAGGGGAGUAAGUCCUUUGUCCUUUUUGAAGCCUACGGAAGUUCUCUCUCUCUCUCUCUCUCUCUCUCUCUCUCUCUCUCUCUCUCUCUCUCUCUCUCUCUCUCUCUCUCUUUCUUUCUCUCUCACUCUCUUUCUCUUCAGUCCUUGCUCCCUGUCCUGCUGUCGGUCCAUCACUCACUGCGUUCUUGGGGUGAACAGUGGCUGCUCGGCGUGCUUGAAGCACACAGUCUAAGGACACUCAGAGGCGUGGAUUUCCACACAGACGUGCACGCGUCAGCGAUUUAUACCUAAGCCAGGGCAUCCUGCAGGUUUUUCACAUUGCUUUUUAUACUAGAUGCCAAAUCAACCGCAUAUCCUUGAACAAAAGAAUUUAGACAAUACCCCACGUGAUAUUUUCCUUCUGAAAUUUCUCUAAAUGUAAAACGUUAUUCAUGCGGGAGUGACCACGACCGAGGCUUUUGCAGGGACACGUGCUCUUGGAUUUGUUGCCAUUAUUGAGCUCAGAGGUGUUCAGAAACACUUGGGUAGGCGGACACACACACACACACACACACUAAAGCACAGUCUCAGCAGUGUACGAUGGCACAUUUCAACGUUUCGCCCUCCAUGGCUCCACUGCGCUCUAUGGCACAGUUCUAGGAGAUUCCCGAGGACCCUUUAGGGACUCUGAACCUUAAUGUGACACCGCGGGAGAAUUUGCCUCUUCGUCGGUCCCACCGGAGCAACACACAGGCCAGGUCAGGCCAGGUACCUGCUAGCGCGCACACAUGUGUCCGGCAGCACACCCGAACCAGACCUGUGCUUCCAGUCUUCCAUAUUUUCUCUCCAGAGAGAGAGUGAAAGAGAGAGCAAAGAGAACAUUUAUCCAUUUUAAGAAUAAAUUUGUUAUAAUAGUGAUAAAGGUUCUGUAGGUAAUGAUAAUGAUAGUGGUAAUGAUGAUGUGAGAGAGAGAAAACUCUGUACAUGUGUUUUAAUGUGUUUUGGAGUCGGCUGUGUUCAUCCCGUUUCUCGUUCUUGUUUCCCAUGUUUGUUUUUGGAUUCGUUUGCUCGGUGGAAACCUGCAGCGUGUGGAGCUCAGCGGAAUGGGAGCUUCGGCACGGUUUCGAGUCUCUGGUUGUGUAAACCAGUUCCUACCUCCAGGUCAUGAGAUCAACCUCUAAAAAGGGCUGUGAUCGUUCUGACAUGCAGGAAGAAUGGAUUUUAAGAAUGUUACAUGUCAGAAUCAUGCAAAGUAGAGAGUAACGGGGGAAUGCAGUGUAAUAACUGGCCCAGAUUGAACACAGAAAGCUGGAUAUGCCUGUUUCAGCCCUACAUCGUGAUGGACAUUGAAAGAGGAAGUGGGAGGAGGGGUUCUCAUGUGGUUCAAUACUGAAUUCUCACUGCUGGAGUUAUGAACUGGGGUUCGAAAACUGAGCUGAAGGGUCCUGAGUGCAGGUUAAUUAUUUUGUAAAUUCCACUGAAAACUGCUAAUGGUUGAUCAUGUCAAAAAUGCAACGGUUGCCCCUUUUACUGCAGUUUUUGGGAUGAAAAUACGGUGUAUGUCAUCCAAAAAAGAAAAAAAAAACAAGAAAAAACAUUCCAAUUUAAAUGUUUGGAAUCGGAGGAAACUGUAUGUGGCCAUUGUGUUACCGACCCCAGUGGGUUUGGAGAGAGUGCGCGGUGGCCGAGUGGGUGGCACCGUUGUUUGUUUUUGCUGAGCAGAGGGGAGGGACGCUGCGUCCGAGUUUCCCUCUGCAAACCUGACUUGCUUCAUGCAGCAGGAGCGGGUCCUAGGUGCUCACUGCCCUGCGGGGGGGACCCCUCUGUCGAGGUCCCCAAACACAGGGGACGCAGGGACUGGAACUUUUCCUUUUGCAGAGAAACUCCUCUGUGAGCCCCUAAUCUGUGUGUCCCCGUCAGCCCCAGUCCACACCUGCAUCCCCUCCAUCUGUCUGUCUCCGCACACCAGAGAGGAUUACACAGGACACACUACCACCACCAUCAUCAUUAUUAUUAUUAUUUCUAUUCUUACUGCUAUUAUUUUACAGCUGGUCUUAUUUCCACACCUGUUCAGCUGUCAGGUAUUGUUCCGGAUACACUACAGGAAAGACACUGCACGUUUGUUUCAUAGACAUAGGCAGUUUAGAACGGCACAGAUAUAGCACAGGUGUCUCUCUCAGAAAUCAUUGUUCCACCAUAACUAGAUGUCCUUUCACAGAAAUUUUCUUCUCAUAGGCAGUAAUGUCCCAGCACAGGUACCGUGAGCAGACUUGUUUCCGCUGUGUGUCUGCACCGGUGGAUGCGUGCGUGUGUGUUCACAGAGGAAUGGACAGGUAGCAGUGGUCUUGUGUGAAUGUGUGAAUGUGUGCGCGUGGGGGUGUGUGUGUGUGUGUGUGUGUGUGUGUGUGUGUGUAAUGUACAUUGUUAUCAGUGCCUUACACUGUGAAUGAUAGAACCCCUCCCUCCACUCAGUUAGACCUGUGUAGUUCACACCUGGUGACUUGGCACAAGUCCUCCCCUCACACACAAUCCCCUCCCCCCAACACCCCCAUCCUCCUGCAUCUUCUGCACUGCCCUUUGUGUUGAGUUUGUAAGACUGUGGUGGGCGAAUUUGUGGCAAAAUCUGUUGGUCAUCUUUUGUCACAGGGUCAGGGCUGGGGAUGGCGGGGUGUGGGGGGGGGGGUUCCGUGUAGUUAUGUCAUCUUUCUCUCUGUACUGCUCAAUAACCCCUGUGUAUGUCACCCAUAAAUCUCCAGAAACCAUCUGUGUGUCCAUUCUCGUCUCUAAUUCACUGUCCCCCCUCCCUCUCCCCUUGUCUCUCUCCAUUGCAACUGUGUCUUCGCAGCGUCUCGACACCUGUGCGCCUUUGGUUGCUAAAGAGGCAUCGCACCACCAUGGAUGCCACUCAUGGGCAGGCACUCUGACAAUACAGUACCAUUCCUUACCACCAGGGGGGAGCGCUGAUGUGAUUAGGGAGCCUGGUCCCAUCUAGAGUUUUUAGAUAGAGCAAAAUUCUGAAGAUAUCUUGAACUUCCUAAAGGGUGCAAACCUCUGAUCUGUAUGUAAAACUUCUGUGUGAAAGGUAUGUGUUAUAGGGCCAUAGUCUGAAAGAACAGGAGCUGACUGAGUAGGUUGAGUGGGCAUGUCUAUUCAUCAGUGCUCAGGGCACUAACCCUAACCCUUAAGUGCAGCUCCACUACUGAAAUGAGCUGUUUGAUUGCCACAUAAUUAAAUUAUCUUAUGUAAAGUAUAAGUAGGAGUGUGAGUGAGUGAGUGUGUGUGUGAGUGUGUGAGUGUGUGUGUGUGUGUGUGUGUGUGUGUGCACGCAUGUGGCUGCAUGCAGAAAAAGGUCACGGGGAGUAAGUGAUCAGUUCUCUAGAAUGUUUCUAACUGUGUUUUUGAAACCAGCACAACGUAGGUUAUUGCAGUGUGUAGCACGACCCCGCCCUGCGUUACGGCGAGUGUGUUCCCAUGUGUUCCAGUGUGACUGUUGUAAAGUGAGAGCAUCUGCAUGCCAUGUUCAUGAGCACGCGUGUCCGUUUGUUGGUCUGCCUGCCUGUGCACAUGCGAGAGUGACUGCCUGUCAACCCCACUGUGACACUAAAAGGCCCCCUCAUCUUUUCUUCUUCCUGUGCGCCACUAUGUCCGACCACCCCAUCGACCUCACGUCAAAAUAACGUAAGAUGAAUAACGGCACAAUUAAAUCAAAAAUUACGUAGGAGCCUCUAUGGAAAAAAAAAAGAGAAACACGAGUAUUUUCAUUACAAAAAAGACCAAAAAAAGUAAAAGUAUUUACUUCCAGAACUGCAUGUGCAAUGUGCAUGCCACAGCGUGGGUUAACAGUCA
Molecule: messenger RNA, 13456 nt
Organism: Scleropages formosus (Asian bonytongue)
Lineage: Eukaryota; Metazoa; Chordata; Actinopteri; Osteoglossiformes; Osteoglossidae
Product: voltage-dependent P/Q-type calcium channel subunit alpha-1A-like
Exons: 48
Coding region: 1289-8611 (2440 amino acids)
Biological process (GO): calcium ion import across plasma membrane; chemical synaptic transmission
Cellular component (GO): membrane; voltage-gated calcium channel complex; neuronal cell body
Molecular function (GO): calcium ion binding; high voltage-gated calcium channel activity
Source: RefSeq, a predicted model, not a curated record